This is a messenger RNA of Xenia sp. Carnegie-2017, 1490 nucleotides long. Its product is annotated as membrane progestin receptor gamma-A-like. The coding region runs from base 112 to 1209 and encodes 365 amino acids. Lineage: Eukaryota; Metazoa; Cnidaria; Anthozoa; Malacalcyonacea; Xeniidae. The record is from RefSeq and is a predicted model, not a curated record. The transcript has a single exon. Gene Ontology annotation, molecular function: signaling receptor activity. Gene Ontology annotation, cellular component: membrane.
ACGUAACGCUGGUUUUUCCCUGUUUCUCAUUCAAAAUGGUCGCCCACAUAUCGCAAUGAAAUUAAUCUGUCAUUUUCUUGUUAAAACGAGUGUUUGAAAAGGAAAAAAGUGAUGGAAAAGAGCAGCGAUACAAAUUUAAGCAUUGAAGAACGAGUUCACCAACGAAAAGUACUUUUAAAUGUGGAUAUUUCGAAAGAUGAAGGGCAAGAAAAUCGAGAAGCCACAAAAGAACUUACUCCGAUGUACUUAACAAUUGAUCAAGUUUCUCAUCAGUAUAAGGAGGCGUUUAUUCUUUCUGGCUAUCGUAGACCUUAUUCGACAGCACAGGAAUGCUUUUUAAGUUUGUUUGAAUUGCAGAGUAAUGAGAGUUUAAACAUAUGGACGCAUCUAAUACCGCUGUUUGCUUUCAUACUUCGCUUUGCUCGUGUAAUCGCUGGUCUCUCGUUAGCUGAUCCGUACAACUAUCCAUUAAUCUGCUUUGCCUUGUGUAUUUGUUGCUUCUGUUCAAUGAGUUGUGGAGCACAUAUGUUUAAUUGUAUGUCACCACGUCUAAGGGAUAUCUGUUUCUUUUUUGAUUAUGCCGCCAUUGCUACAUAUUGCUUUGGUGCAUCACAAGCUUUCUAUUUCUAUGGUCGACCGGCAUACACCGAAGUGGCGAUUUACAAACACCAUUUGCUGUUCCUAGGAAUCGGUGCGAUGAUCUCUCUAACGGCGAAUUUCCUAUGUUGUGCUUCGAGGCAUAGAUGGCUUAGUAUAAAGUACUUGAUUCGUACAACUCCAUUCGUGUUUGUAUUUCUCUUCAUUAUAUCACCGAUCGUAUGGCGAACCUAUACUUGUGUCGAAGCGACCGAUUGUAAUUUUGACUCACUCACCUAUCACAAAAGACAUACCUUGUUUUACCUCUUUGCUGCCAUUUUUAACAUAACUCGUUUGCCAGAGCGUUUGAAACCAGGUACAUUUGAUUGUUUUGGAAACAGUCACAAUUUUCUGCAUGUUUUCACUGCCUUGGGAGCGUCAGAUGAGUUCUCAGCUAUACACAGCGAUAUGAUAAAUCGUCGUAACAUUUUACAUCAUUUACAAGGACCAACCUUUCUCAACUGUGUGGUUUUUAUGAUAGUUUUUGCCAUCCUAAACAUUGCUGUUGUUCUCUACUUUGCCAGACAACUUAAGCCUGAUAAAGAAGAAAGCAAGUGCGGACUUGCUCAAUAAGUGAUGCUGUUAAUCUUUCGGUGUUUUGACACUUAGAUUGUACAAUUUGAGCAUUUGUUUUAUUAUCUUAUAAGUUAUACUAUGAUACCUUUGAUUUGUAUGAAAGAUUGAAGCAAUUAUUAUUAAAGAGCAGCAGUUUUGUAUUGAAAAAAAAACACUAUAUACACUAUAUUCACUAAUACAGAAUGAAAAAAAGGUUGCGUAUAUUAUUUGGACAACGAUCAAAUAUUAUCUUGAGAUUAAGAGAAAGGUUUUUAUUAAAAAAUAGGUACGCAUGCGUA